Caenorhabditis auriculariae is the source of this 3768-nucleotide messenger RNA. NCBI's taxonomy places the organism in Eukaryota, Metazoa, Nematoda, Chromadorea, Rhabditida, Rhabditidae. The record is from the annotation of a GenBank genome assembly.
AUGGCCGGAAGAGAAAAUUGCGUGUUCUCCUUAGUAACAGCUCGACAAGCAGCAAGUGCAGAAGAUUAUGAAACCGCUUUGCCGAACUAUUUAGGGUCUUUGUAUCAGGUUUUUUUUAUUCUUCAGUGCUUUGCUAUAUUACGGAUUUUUUUUUAAUUUUCCCUCAUAAACUGUUUUCAGUUGCCGUUAGCCGAAAGAACUCAAUAUUUAGACGAGUUUUGUGAUGUUUUCUAUAAGUGGCUACUUGCUGAAAACGAAGACAUGAGUCGGGCGCUGAACCUCCUUCCGAACCUCCGCCAAUUAUUCCCCAACACUUGUCGGGUGCUGUUCAUAGUCAACAAGCAUCUUUAUGAUAAUAGUCGGAACGAGAUGCAUUUGUUCGAAUGUCUGAAACUCUGCCGUGAAAUCCUCCAUAUCGCGACGAGCGCAGAAGAGAGGACUGUGGCUAGAAUCAUGCAGGCCAAUCUGCGAUCUGGCGCUUUCGAUCAAUGGCACAUAAGAAUGAUAAACGACGAGGUGGAAACGAUUUUUCUGAGUCUCAUGAAUAUUUCCGAUUUCAGGAUCGCAAUCGGAAAUUUGAACAAGCUUUGAAGCUGAGAAUAAAAAACGAAGAAGACGUGGUUUAUGACAUUGGAACUGGGUCAGGGCUUCUUUCUGUGUACGCGGCAAGGUUUGGUUCAUUUUUUAGGCGUCAUGAUCUAUUCAAAAUUGACAUUUAAAGAUGCUCGAAGAAUGUUCGGGCUAUUGAAGAGAACGUGGCGCUCUUAGACAUCGCGAAAAAAGUUUUUACAAGGAAUGCAGUGGCAGACCGUGUCAGCCUUCUUUUUGGCAACUCCAACGAUUUGUAUUUGGAUGAAAAGGUAUUUUAAGGAAGUCGGUUGUGAUUUUGGAGACAAAAUUAACGAUGCAAGAGUUUUUCUUUUCUUUCUCAAGUUUUUAUUUUGAGGCGGAUGUUAUCUGUGCUGAGAUUCUCGACUGCUGUGUCUUCGGUGAGCAUGUGGUGCGGAGUUUCAUCUCAGCUCACGAGCGAUUGGCCAAACCUUCAACUGUUUUCAUUCCUUCUAAAGUGAGUUCUUAAGUGCUCUCAAACCGAAAAAUGUUUUGAAGGCAACGGUUUAUUUGAGAGUACUCGAAUGCGAAGAAGAGUAUAAAAAUUUUUCUAAAGAUUUCGAGGGACGUCGAUAUAUUUCAAAGUUUUGCGGAUUGUCCGAGGAAGGUUAGUUUCGCCAUUUUCCGGUGAAGAAGCUGUCUGAGGCAGUCAAUAAACGACGAGAUAAAACUUUAUUCUUUUGAGACGGCGACUACUGGUGCCACACGGUCAGCGACUUGCCCAAUCCAAGAUACCUUUCACCUUCCGUUCCAUUCAUCGACGUUGAUUUUCAAUCUUUGAGUGCUCUUCGAAGCCUUUCCAACGUUGAGAAACAUUUUCCUAUGCCUAUUGUCGCAUCAGGAACCGCUCAUUUUUUGGUCGUACAUUUUAGGUUCGUUAAAAGUUGAUGUUAUAAUGCUAAAUAGUUUUUUUUUUGCUAUUUUCUACUUUAAGCUUAUUAGAUGCGAUAAUUCUAAAUUUUUCUCCGCGAAGCUGCUUAAAAAGAAUGUGUAAUAUUUUGAGCGCGUGAAUGAUGUUAUGCUAAAGAUGACUAGGAAUGUCGUAGUUUCUUCAAUUUAUAGGUUUUAAUGUACUUAAAAUGAAGCUGGUUUCAGAUCAGAACUUGCCCCUGGCGUGGAAUUAGAUUCUUCCGAGCUCGGAUCUUGCUGGGACCAAGGAAUUUAUCCAUUCGCGUUUGCUGUGCCAGUUGAACAAGGCGGAGAUCUUCCUGUCGUGGCAAACCUCCUUGACGGUCAUCUUCUGAAUGUCUAUCCUGAGGUACUUUUAGUUAGUAUAUACCAUGUACCUGAACGAAAGCCGGGUUAGGAAAUUCUUCGAUCUAAAGUUUAGGAGACGGUGUUCCGAGAUAUGAUGCAGGAAAUCGCCCCUAGGAUUCGUUUGGUGGACAAUUUGCUGCGGAUGGAGAACCGGCAGACGUGCGAAUGGUUGCUUGAGCAACUCCGAGAUGAGCCGCUGGACAAAGUCCGCAAUUGCACAAAGUUUCGACUUCUUGACAUGUUGGUUUUCUUGCGCUUUGAUCAUACGAAACUGUAGCUGAUGGUAGCGGAAUUGCCAUAUCCUCAUAAUUUUGGGUUUAUUAAAAAAAAGCCAGCGAGCUUUCAAACUUUUCCGAAUGAUCCCUCCCUACUUUUUUCCUUUGUGUUUUUCGGUUUAUAAAAUAUCUAUUACAUUGUUUUCUUUUUACUUUGUGUUUCAACCAUGAAUAACCUAUUUAUUUCUUAUAGGAAGGUUCAAAACGAAUAGUUUGUCAAUUAAAAAAAGUCGGAAAAGGAUUUGUCGGAAACUUCACAGUCAGAAAGUUCCCUGCCUGGAAAAAAAUUAGCUAAUAGAUCAUCUUAGAUAUAUUUAUCGAAAGCCUUCUGUGGAAAAUUUUGAGAGUUUUUCUUGGUUGUAAACUAGGUUAUGAAUUUUUUUCCAGAAUAAGAUUUACUGCAAGUAAAAGAGAUUUUCUAUCACUUGUUUAAUUUCCUUUGCACUAUGUGUUUUAGAUGGUUGGAGCCAUUUAUGAACCAAGAGGAAGAAAGAAGAAAUGGCGAACUGAAACAUUAUACGACGAUGUUGGGUAUGCCGGUAUUGACUGACUGGUUUUUAAAGAUUUUUCAAGCUUGGCCAGGGGCUUACGACGGCAGUUUGGACGACGGAGUGAUUCGGCAAAUUUUCGAAACAGAUUUCAAUACAGUUCAAAGAAUCUUUCCAGGUAAAUUCCGUGAGAUUUUUCAGAGAAAUCGGUUUUUCACAGAGGCAGUUACUAUUCGAGGAUGUCUUUUUUCCUCUAAAUCCCUGGCGGCUCUCUCGCGGCCAGAUCCUUCCAAACAUGGAGAUGUCGACUUGUCUCCCAUAUCGACUUACUCGCUUUUCGAGUACCGCGAGCUUGAUCUUGGUGAGUCGUGCUUUUUAACUGUCAACGUGUCGAAAGUUUCCCGAUCUGCCUGGGUGUUUAAAAGAGCGGACAAGAAGAUUCGCAGUUCCUUUAGACACCGAAGAGAUUAUAUUCUCGGCUUUAAACUUUUCCAUUUUUUAUGAAUUUUUCUCGACUUUGCAGCGAGGAGUGACAUUUUUUUCUGUUCCGACGAGUUCGACUUGAUAACGAUGAUUUUUUCAAGGGAGAACAUUGCUUCGAAGAUUUAUGAACUCAUUUAUAAACAGUUGGAUGUGAGUUAGAUUUUUUUUUUUUUCGGCAAAGCUGUCUCAUUCAUAAAUAAAUCUGAAAUUCAAUCUGAUUUCGAAGGUGAAUAACGACUGAAGUUCCAAAAAAGGUUGAAUUUUACUAAAACAAAAAAAGAUGAACAGUUUUUGCGAUGGGAAAUUUGAAUAAGCGAACCCGUUUUUUUUUUUCGCUUUUCUUUUAGAAUCAGUUAAUAUUGGUAAAGUCUAUCUUAUUCACCAAGUCAUUCAUUUAUUUCAUGUUCAGGUCAAACCGACUUCGAACGGUGGGAUUGACGGUGUUUUAUACUGGUUUUCUUCUACUGGUUACGAUAAUAAAAAGGAUCUCUGCGCUUCUUUUCUCUUUUCUCAGCCUUUCAUGGUUUCAACGGAUGAUACGGUUCGUUUUUUUUUUUACUGAUUCCCAGGCUAUUUUCAACUUUUUUCUCAUUCAGAUACGGUUAACACUUGAUUUACACAAAGGUAACAUGCUAAUAACUGGUGAAAAGUUGUAA